AUGGAUCCUUAUCAACCCCAACCACCACAACCCAGUCACGAAGCCCGCUUUCAUUACUCCAAACCUAACUAUGCUCAGCCAUCGCAAUACCAACAGUUUCCUCCACAUCCAUCAGUGAGAGUACCCCCGAAUGUCAAGCUAAGUGCCCGCCAAGUUCCUCUCGGCGUAGGUGUUGCUCCUCCUCCGGUCAGAUAUGACAGCCCUUCUCGCCAGCAGCAGCAGAGACCAACAGGGAACGGGAUGUUGGUCCAGAAUUUCAGAUUCCCCGUCGCUCCACCCAUCCCUCCCUCUUCAUCAGGAAGAGUUCGACAAGAAACAUCCCAGUCGCCAGGACGUAAGUACAAUAUGCAUCAAUCCUACGUGUCAUCGGUAGCGGACGAAUUUGCUACCCCCGGAACAACACCGGGAUCGAGAUCAAGAGGUUUCCCAACUCCAACGUCCAAACGAUACUCGGGUUCUGUUUAUGCUGAAAGUGAAGUUCUGGGGGCCGAAGACCGUUUUGAUCAAGAUAACUUCGAACCGGACACGGAUCGACCCGACUCAGCCGAUCCAAUGCCACAAAUCGUACGGCAAGCAAGUCUUGGGAAACGGGCAAAACCUGCCCUUACCACCAUCAAAAACCGAGACAGCCAGAUUGAGCCCAAUAUCCCCGAAGAAUUUCCAGUUCCUCCUACACACGUGAACAAGCAAACAACUAUGGAAGCCCUCAGUGCAGCAGUGGCUGCUGGUAUGAGUAGCCAAUUCAUUGGGUCCCGUUCAGAUACCCCUGGCUCCCGAAGUUACACUCCUGUUCGGAUGCCAUUCGACACAUCUCCUCCCCCCUCUCCCUCUGCCGAUAGAGAGUAUCUGCAGACUCCAAAAUCUCCCAAUACAAUUUCGUCUGGAAUGAUUCUCGCUCAGACACCAGCCUCCGGCCACUCUCAUAAAUCCACAAACAAUCUGCUUGGCUUGGGUAUCGAUCAGCCAGCCAUGAGUGACAAGAUCCCCGCCAGUCGCCGGCCGCCCAGACUGGAUAUGGACGCUGUCAAGGAGGCAGAAAGCCGUGGCAGUACAACCAGUCUGUCAGACUUGAUCAGACGGGCAACAAAGCUUGCCGCCAAUCUCGACAGAGGCAAGACAGCAAGCCGCCUAGGCAUGUUGGACAUGUGGGGCAACGGUGAAAAGAUGGGUGCUACAAAUCGCCAUUCCACCAUGUCCGAUAUGCUGUCGGCUUUUCCUGCUCCAGCCAUAGGCGGUACUCCAACGAAACGAGAUACUGCGUGGCCGCUAGGUGAAAAGGGUGACGGCUACGCUUCAACCACCGAUCUGUCUAAAAUCCACCCCAGAAAACAACGGCGGAAAUGUUGCGGCCUGUCAUUACCUAUCUUUGUUAUCGUCCUUGUUGUCAUCAUCGUUCUCAUCGCCGCGGCUGUAUUAAUACCUAUCUUCCUAAUUCUUGUGCCAAAGCAACACAAAUCUACCGACCUCAGCAACUGUGCCGCCAGUCAUCCUUGCCAGAAUGGAGGUACGAGCAUCGUGAGUAACAACGCUUGUGUCUGUGUCUGCUCCAACGGCUUUACGGGAAACCAGUGUGAAACGUCUGGAAACGCAGCUGAUUGUAUGACCAUUACGUUGAAUGACGGCAGUAAUGAGUACAAAAAUGCAACAAUGGGCCUAUCAAUCCUACCAACCCUUUCGGAUGCACAGACGCGGUUCGAUAUCGCUCUUAAUAUCUCGACGAUAUUAUCGCUUUUCUCGUCCAACAAUCUUUCGUGUACAGGCGAAAACUCUCUGGUUGAUUUCAACUCAAGCUUGUCCAAUCCCGGGACAAGGAGAACAAGACGAUUCAUUAUGUUACCGGGCUUUGAGCCACGCCCACCCGUGAUCAGCAUGCCUCAUCUACCUCAAAUCACAGCGCGUGCAGAAGCGGGCUGCUCAGAGCCAUCCCUUGAGAGGAGACAGGAUGGUGGCGUCGCAGGAACUUCAACCUCGAAUGGAAUUGUCUUCCAAGCGAGCUCGCCAACAAUAGGGCCCGUCAGUCCGACGGAAGCUGUGGUGACUGGUGCCUCGACUGUCACAAGCGUGACUGCGACGACAGACGCAGGCUCCGCCACCACAACAGCGUCACAAUCCCCAUCCACCACGACCAGCUCCUCUACACCUUCUUCAUCAGCUGUUCGCAGCGAAGAGCUCGACUUUGCCAAAGUUGUUGUUCUCUUCGUCCUCCAAGAAUCUCAAGCCAUGACCGUGGCUGUGAAUGCCCAACAGCGCAUAGACUCGUUCUUCGCACAACAGGCCAAAGGCAGCGCCACGUCUGAAAAGGUAGACGUCGGAUUGGGAAACUUGGUUCUGACAGCCGACUUUGACAAGUUCACUAUCACCGAAGGGAAUGGACAGGUUGUGGGUGGGCAGGAAGGUUUGGGAUCAUCAUGA
Molecule: messenger RNA, 2412 nt
Organism: Fonsecaea erecta
Lineage: Eukaryota; Fungi; Ascomycota; Eurotiomycetes; Chaetothyriales; Herpotrichiellaceae
Exons: 1
Coding region: 1-2412 (803 amino acids)
Source: RefSeq, a predicted model, not a curated record